This is a messenger RNA of Dichomitus squalens LYAD-421 SS1, 3366 nucleotides long. RefSeq lists its product as uncharacterized. The record is from RefSeq and is a predicted model, not a curated record. Lineage: Eukaryota; Fungi; Basidiomycota; Agaricomycetes; Polyporales; Polyporaceae. Gene Ontology annotation, biological process: double-strand break repair via homologous recombination; regulation of DNA-templated transcription. The coding region runs from base 1 to 3366 and encodes 1121 amino acids. The transcript has 10 exons.
AUGACUAAGUGGCAUCUAGCGGAGUCACCCGAGCCUGAGAGCGCGCGCAAACGACAACGACUAUCUUCCCCGACGUACGACGAGCACUUUCCAAUCACGCAGGAGGAGAUGAGCGCGUUUGAUGAGAUAGACAAGCAGCUCUCGCAGCGAGCUCUCGUCCUUCCUUCCCGAUCGCGAACCUUGUCGGCCGAAGAGACAGAGGACGUCGAACUAACUACCGCUAACCACGGUGCAUCCGGAGAAGGUGUGAUGGGAGAAGGCGACCGGGAUGGGCCAGCAGCUCAAGAGUGGUCGUCAUCGCCCCUCGAAAAGCCUUCCACCACCCAAGAUCGCGCUGAUGAGGACGCGUUCUUCACAGGUGCUGGUGGAGGCAGUGGCUUCGUCUCCGCUACCACGCUCCCGUCCAAGCCUUCUGUCGAUUCUCUCGCUCCAGCUGCCUCUGGCUUUACAUCUGCGGCUGCCCUCCCCUUGGUCCUCAAGACGGCCAAGCUUCGUGCGUCUGGUAGCUUCACUUCGAAGCCUCCUGACGCGUCCAAUGCGCAUGCAAAUUCGGGCGAAGCCUCCCAUAAUGGAACCAUCACCUCUAUAUCAUCCACGCUUGGUGGAUUUGGUCCUGCAUCUGCACUCCCUGCGCGACCAGAAGAUCCCUGUGACGAUCGCCCCUCGUCGCCUCCGCCUCCACAACCAGACUAUGAUUCCUGGUUCGAUUCCGAUGCAUCCGCGCUACCUUCCGACGCGCUCGGGUUCAAGACCGCUCGUACGAUUCUGGAGCCAUUGGAGGCAGGGGAGGGUCAUGCCAGUCAAGCUCCCGUUUUCGCCGGAUUCACCUCUGCGUCGGGCUUGGUGCAGUCUCAGAGUACCUCGCAUGGCGGGUCUGGAGACAGCGCACCCGAAGUCGUAGAACCUUCCCCAUCUGCGUCGUUCGCUACGGGUUUCGCGUCCGCUGCGUCAAUCGGCUUCAGCUCUGCGGCGAAGUUGACUGGGGGGAAGAGUGCCUGGCAGGCGCCCUCCGCAGAAGCUCUCGCGCGGGCUGCACAGAAGAUGAAGCAGUGGGAGGAAGAGUUCGUGCGAGAAGACGUGUCGACGUCUGUAGCUCCUGCCCAUACCAAUCAGGACAUCGAAAACACGCGUGCAGGGCCGUCCUCGUCUGUGCCGCAGCCUGCCGCAGCACCGUCUCUCCAGACCCCGCUGCGUCCUGCCCUGCGGCCGAUGGAAAACAGCGCGCCCUCCCCAGCGCAGCUCCCCGAUACCCCGCUCGCGUCGAAGAACCCGACGCACUACACGAACAUCGGCGGAGGGGUGCAGAUGAAGAACAAGCAGUUCAAGUCUCCGCUCAUCAACAAGCAGGAUCGCCCCGCGUCUGCGUCUGCGGCGCGGCUUAGGUCGUCGCUGAAUCCUGUCCGUGCCUCGAGUUCGAAGUUACCCGCGGUGUUCACUUUUGGCGCAGCGAGCACAGUUCCUACCGCAGUGCCGGCGACACCCGCUCGCCCUGCCCCAGCUCCAGAGUCCGGUACUUCAAUUGUCACGACAUCUCCAAGUAAGGGCAAGAGUCUGGGGAUGACCCCUCGCAGGCUGCCGGGCGGCGGCCUGAAGUCUGCUGGGAAGGCCAAGUUUACUACGCCGUUCAAGCUGGGCAUGGCGCCUGGGGAAGCAGGAAGGACACAGCUGGGGGCGAAAGCGAAAGCAGAGACGUCGGUGCAGACUCCUCUCCGAGUCGAUGUACGCGGGACGCCGUCGUCUUCGGCCAAGGGUAAAUCUGUGUCUGUGGCGAGGAAGGAGUAUAAGUUUUUCGAUCUGAACCCAAGGCCGGACAGGAAGACACUGGCAUCAUCAGGUCUCCGACCGCAGUCGUACACUGGGGACGAACUGGAAGACAUGGGGAUAAACGUUGAAGAACUCCGGGAGAUGAGCCCCGCCAUGGCAAUCUACUAUUCGUUCUAUUCCGCGGAGCUAACAAACGAUUCGGCCGAGCCUCUUCAACUAGGACCCGAGGCCGCCUUUGUACAGCUGAAGGAACUGGGCUGUAGGCUUGCUACGCAGCAGUGGGUGACGAAUCACUAUGGCCUCAUUCUCUGGAAGCUCGCAGGCAUGGUCUGUCUCGAGCCGGAGUCGGAGCUGGAUCCGAAGACGAAGCGAUGGUGUUGGCGGGAGGUCAUGCGGCAAUUGCGCUACAGAUACGAACGUGAGCUGAAUGGUGGCUCAAGACCAGCGCUUCGUCUGAUCUCGACGGAGGACGCACCGGCGGCUUGUCCCAUGGUGCUAUGCGUGUCGAGUAUCAUCACCUGGGCGCCUGCCGUGGUGGAUAGCGAGGGACGACCGGUUGAACCCCAUCCAGAACUGGAGGUGACCGACGGAUGGUAUAGACUACGGGCCAGAGUAGACCGACCCUUGGCCAGAGCGGUUCGUCGGGGACUUAUCAAGGUUGGGACGAAGUUGGCCGUCUCGGGAGCUAAGCUGGGCGGGGACCGCAAAGAGUCUUGCGAAAUCCUCGACGCGUACGAUAGUACCUACUUGGACCUUUCGGGCAACUCUACCCACUUAGCGCCAUGGCACGCAAAGCUUGGCUUUGCCAAGGAUCCUUUCAUCGCGACACUGGAUAGCCUCACCCCGGACGGCGGCAGGGUACCUGCCAUGGACCUCAUCGUUACAAAGGCGUAUCCAAUAGCCUAUCUGGAAUUUAUCAGGAACGAAGACGGGUCGACAACCAAGCUAGGGCCGCGGGAUGAGAAAGAAGAGCUUAGGGCGCAAGAUGAGUGGCUGACCAGGAGGGAUAUAGCUGUAGCUACAAUCCGUGCCGAUCUCGAGCGACAGAUUCAGUCACUGGAGAAGAUCUCAGAGCAGCUAUACGGCAUCGCCGGCCCUCGGUUUGAGGAUAAGGUCAAUAAAGACGAUCCUCUACCUUCUUUUAUCGAAGGAAUGUACGACGAGAUGAUAGAAGAUGUGUCACGGUCGCCUCGGGACUUCUUCGACUAUCUCAACUACAUGGACGCAGGUUAUCUGUACAUCCACACGCUCGAUCAGAUCAGGCUUUCGAAGGAGCGGCUCGGAGAAGAUAUCGAGCGGGAGCUUCAGUAUAUCUGCCCCCCACGCAAUGUCCGAGACUUCCGCGUUGUUGUCGCCAAGGAUGCACGGUGGUGCAGGAAGGAGCCCACGCGAACCGUGCAGAUCACUGUGUGGGACCCCAUGCGUAUGGUGUUCAGCGAGGGCGGUUCUCCGGGCGACAUCCGAGAGGGACAACGCUUCUUGGUCGUCAAUCUCGAGGUGAACCAGCCGAGCGCCUGGAUGGCUCCUGGCCCGGGGUCAGUGAUUUACCUUAUAUCGAAGAAGAGCGCGAGGUGGACGAACAUCAGGUCACGCAAGUGCUGA